Messenger RNA from Kalmanozyma brasiliensis GHG001, 855 nucleotides. RefSeq lists its product as uncharacterized. NCBI's taxonomy places the organism in Eukaryota, Fungi, Basidiomycota, Ustilaginomycetes, Ustilaginales. The record is from RefSeq and is a predicted model, not a curated record. Bases 1 to 855 code for a protein of 284 amino acids. The transcript has a single exon.
AUGACGGUCGCCUUGACUAAUAUCGGGCGCUCGAGCGCGAACAGCGCCUUUUCGGCUAAGUCGAAGAAGCUAGCCUAUCCUAGGGUGGGCGGUCGUAGCAUGUCGUAUCUAAGCCGACCUCAUCAGGGUCCGCAGCCCAGCGGCAUCCGCGUGGAAGUCGCGCGCACCACCCUCUCUUCCCGCACGACAUUGGCUCAUGACUCUCCAGGCGAUGCGCUCGAGCUGUCGCCGUCCGCGACACUGACUCCUAAGCGCGAGCACGAGCCGUCGCUAACCCUCUCCGGGCGCACCCGAAUCGUCAAGCUCGAGACUCCACCCUCCAUGUCGAUUGAUUCGCUUGUCGAGCCGAGACCAGCGCUGACCGAUCAGACACACACGCUCAAUCUCCCAACCAAGCGCGCACCUGCCCCCAGCCGAUUCAUUCCCACCGCCCACGCCGGGCUGCGAAAGAAUCUGCUCGGCUAUCAGCACCGACGAAAGACGGUCAAGAGGAGGAACGCUGUCUCGCUGAGCAGGGCUCAGGCAGCGCUGCUCGCUGCCAACUUGGCCCGCGUUCAACGUUCCGCUUCUGCAUUCGAGGGGAGAAACAAGGAGGAGGAACAGGAUGAUCCGGCGUGCAAGGAGGAACAACUGGUCUCUAAGCAGGGGGAAUUGGAGGACAGCUUCGAAACGUGCGAGCACGAGCCAGAGUCGGAAGAGCAGAAGCGCGAAACCAUGACCAUGGCAAGCGGCGGGAGGAUAGCCGGCGCGAGAUUUGCUGCUAUCGCCCUCAGACCCGGUUUGUUCCUCGUCACCCGAUGCGACGGGCUGCCGCUCGGAUGGCCUCUGAAGCCUCUGCCGGUUCCACAUGCGUAG